GCAAGCGACGAUAAGCAGAGCACUCGCGAACUCCCACGAUCUACGGUUCUCUCUCAACUUUUUAAUUUCCUCUCUUAUCUGUAGUGCAAUGGCUGCUCCAUUCGCUCUCGUCAGCCGCGUCUCGCCGGCGGCGCGCCUCCCCAUCCGCGCCGCCUGGAGGAACGCGAGGCCGACGGUCGGGCUCCCGUCCUCGGGGAGGGUCCGCCAGCUCGCCGUGGCCUCCGCGGCGCAGGAGAACAGGGACAACACCGCCGUCGACGUCCACGUCAACCAGGACGGCGGUAACCAGCAGGGGAACGCCGUGCAGCGCCGGCCGCGCCGCUCGGCGUUCGACAUCUCCCCGUUCGGCCUCGUCGACCCGUUCUCGCCGAUGCGGACGAUGAGGCAGAUGCUGGACACGAUGGACCGGAUGUUCGACGACGUCGCGGUUGGGUUCCCCGCGGCGCCGCGGCGGUCUCCGGUGACGGGGGAGGUGCGCAUGCCGUGGGACGUCAUGGAGGACGACAAGGAGGUGAAGAUGCGGUUCGACAUGCCGGGGCUGUCGCGUGAGGAGGUGAAGGUGAUGGUGGAGGACGACGCGCUCGUCAUCCGCGGGGAGCACAAGAAGGAGGAGGGCGAGGGCGCGGAAGGCGCAGGCGACGGGUGGUGGAAGGAGCGCAGCGUGAGCUCAUACGACAUGCGGCUACCGCUCCCCGACGGGUGCGACAAGAGCAAGGUGCGCGCCGAGCUCAAGAACGGCGUGCUGCUCGUGACUGUGCCCAAAACGGAGGUCGAGCGCAAGGUCAUCGACGUGCAGGUGCAAUAGACAAAUCACUACUAGUCUACUUGUACUACGUACUUGGAACAAUCACCGUGUGAGCGAGAGGGUUCAAUCUAUGCGAGGUUUAAGUUGUACUAAAUUGUAGUUUGGUGUGGUGUUUGCGCGCGCGCAGAACACAUAUGUAAAUACUCAUCGAGCAAGCGAAUUAAUGGAAUAAUGUGAUAAGGUUUGGUCGCUUGAUCAACG
Messenger RNA from Oryza brachyantha (malo sina), 1006 nucleotides. RefSeq names its product 26.7 kDa heat shock protein, chloroplastic. Gene Ontology annotation, biological process: response to heat. The record is from RefSeq and is a predicted model, not a curated record. Bases 89 to 805 code for a protein of 238 amino acids. The transcript has a single exon. Lineage: Eukaryota; Viridiplantae; Streptophyta; Magnoliopsida; Poales; Poaceae.